Molecule: messenger RNA, 909 nt
Organism: Chrysemys picta bellii (western painted turtle)
Lineage: Eukaryota; Metazoa; Chordata; Testudines; Emydidae
Source: RefSeq, a predicted model, not a curated record
AUGGACACAAUAUUGGUGUUUAGUUUACUGUUUAUAUACCACAGCCUCAGCCCAAAAGACCUCAGAGAUUAUGACUGUCAUGUGGAAAAUUCUUCAGAAGUACUGUCUGAAAGCACAAGAAGCAUGAGCAUCUUACUGCAAGAGUCUGAAAAGACAGUGGCAAAAGGGGAGCUAAGGAGAAACCAUACAGUCGCCACUUUGCAAUGCUCUGGUCUGCACAGCUCCAUACAAGUAAAUCUUCUUUACUCAGAGAAGAUGUAUAGUGUUUUCACAACCAAGCCAAAUGUUAAAUACACCCUCCAAAGCCUGAAAGUCAUCACUGAUCCAGAUGAGAGUGUUUCUACUGCCCACAGCUGUCUCUUAUUAACAGAUCAUAAACAAAGUUUUCAGACUGAAUUUAACCUUACAGGCAAAGUGUUUCUGGUGGGGAUAGCAAAUUGCAUGAUUAAUGCAAAGCUGUCUGAGCCUGACAUUUUUGCAGAGCAAGUGCAUUCCACAGCGAUACACCAACAGAACAGCAGCUCAGGCAUAGGUGAAGGCAUGCUGCUCAGACUAACACAAAGACAAAGCAUCUACGUCAAAGCAGUAAUCAUCUGUGUCCUGUUACCCUGUGUACUAGCCUUCAUUGUGUUUGUUAUAUUUGAAGUUCCCUUCCCGAGUGUCCAUGCCCUGGUUGGAGCCAGCAAUGCAACUGUAUUCAGAAAUGUAAAAGACAAGAAGAACGCACAGAAAACCCAAAUUCUGUAUCAUCCGAAGGAUCUGUCACGGAACUACGGUGCUGCCAAAAUCCAGAGAUGGACCUUGGAGCAUCCAGAUGGCUUUCAUGCAUUUGUUUCUAAAUACAGGCUAAAGAGUGUCUUGUUUUUACAAACAGAAAAAAGCAAAACAAACAAAUCUUCAGCACAAUGA